This is a messenger RNA of Alnus glutinosa, 432 nucleotides long. RefSeq names its product GATA transcription factor 21-like. The record is from RefSeq and is a predicted model, not a curated record. The transcript has a single exon. The coding region runs from base 1 to 363 and encodes 120 amino acids. NCBI's taxonomy places the organism in Eukaryota, Viridiplantae, Streptophyta, Magnoliopsida, Fagales, Betulaceae.
AUGCAGUCACUUUGCAAUGCCUGCGGUAUUCAGCAGUGGAAGGCGAGACGGGCCAUGGCAAAAGCUACAGCCGCUGCAAAUGGUUUAGUAGUUGCGGCGGCCGACAUAUCUUCGACGAAGAGGAAGGUACUGCACAACAAGGAAAAGAAAUUGCGUACAAGUUUAAGCCAUGUUGCACAACACAAGAAUAAGUGCAAGCUUGCUGCAGCCGACUCUUCAGCUCACAACGAUAGGAAGCUUUCUUUCAAGGAUUUAGCUCUAAGUUUGAGAAACAACUCAGCUUUUGGCCGAGUAUUCCCACAGGAUGAGGCAAAAGCAGCAAUCUUGCUAAUGGAGCUGUCUUGUGGCCUUGUUCACAGUUGAACUUUCCAUCUACUUUAUUUCAUUUUUUAGGCAGUUUAAUUUGUUAGUUAAUCUUAUUAUGUGCGUCUG